AUGCAUGUAUCAAGUUCAACCAUACCCAAAGAAGGUUUUGAAGAUAUAAAUAAAUUAUAUGCAUUUAAAAAAAUUGAUAAAAAUGAUAAUAUCUAUAAAAAUUACACUCAUUGUAGUCACGCCAUGAUUUACGCUACGACUUCCACUAAAUCUUUACAAAUUUACGAUCGAAAAGCAAUUAUUUUGAUGCAAAUGAGAUUUGAUGGAUUAUUAGGAUUUCCAGGUGGGGGUGUAGAUGAUGGUGAAUCACCAACGGAAGCUGUCAAUAGGGAAUUAAGAGAAGAAGUAGGUUGGAUUGAAGAUGUUGGUCCUGUCAUGGAUUCUCAUUAUCAAUUUACACAUGUCGACGAAUAUAAUAAAUUAGUUUUACAUUUUUAUGCAAUCGAAGUUAGCGAAACUAAAAUAUUCGAUAUAGAAAAAAAUUCAUAUAGGGCAAAAGAUUUCGGUGAAGAAGUUUUAGGAAAUUUUAGGGUUCCUUUAUAUACAAUGUCAGAUUCUUACAGGGGUUUACCAGCUUUUUUAAAAAAUAGUUUUGUAGGAAAUGCUAAAACUCAACUUAUUGAAUCUUUAAUUAAUCUUAAAAUAUUACCCGCGGAAAAUGUAUUUCAAGCUUUGCUAACUCAAUCAAAUCAAUAA
Pediculus humanus corporis (human body louse) is the source of this 636-nucleotide messenger RNA. Its product is annotated as Nucleoside diphosphate-linked moiety X motif, putative. The record is from RefSeq and is a predicted model, not a curated record. The coding region runs from base 1 to 636 and encodes 211 amino acids. Gene Ontology annotation, biological process: sno(s)RNA catabolic process; mRNA catabolic process. Gene Ontology annotation, molecular function: snoRNA binding; phosphodiesterase decapping endonuclease activity. Gene Ontology annotation, cellular component: nucleus. The transcript has 2 exons. Lineage: Eukaryota; Metazoa; Arthropoda; Insecta; Psocodea; Pediculidae.